AUGGGAAACCUCUGCUCAAAAUCAUCGAACGAGCCAGAUCACUUCGCGGCACCUGGCAGACCCCUCGGUUCAGCGUCAGCGACUGGCCCCUCAUCUGCUCCUGUGCCCCAGAAGAUUGCGAAAAACUCCCCUGGACGAACACUGGGUGGUGAUAGCUCAAGUCCGGACGACGCCAGGAGUGCUGCAGCACAGGCUGCAGAGGCACGCGCUGCAGCUGCCAACAAGCCCGGUGGCAAGCUGUCCUCCCAGCUAUCGGCGCAGCGAAAGCAGACACAGAACCAGCUGCUAAAUGCCGGCUCCGAGCAGGAACGUCGGGCGAGAGACGCCGAUCAAUCCGCUCGAACGCAGGCCUACAACUGA
Cyphellophora europaea CBS 101466 is the source of this 360-nucleotide messenger RNA. RefSeq lists its product as uncharacterized. The record is from RefSeq and is a predicted model, not a curated record. Bases 1 to 360 code for a protein of 119 amino acids. The transcript has 2 exons. Lineage: Eukaryota; Fungi; Ascomycota; Eurotiomycetes; Chaetothyriales; Cyphellophoraceae.